CAGUCUCAUUGCAGCGGAGCGGGACCAGGAAGGAAGGCGGAUUGAGCAGCGCAGUGAAGUAGAAGCCAAGAUGGGGGGUUUUACCAGCAUGUUCAAAGGCUUGUUCGGCAAGAAGGAAAUGAGGAUCCUGAUGGUGGGACUGGAUGCUGCUGGCAAGACCACCAUCCUGUACAAGCUCAAACUGGGAGAAGUUGUGACCACGAUCCCCACCAUCGGUUUUAAUGUGGAGACGGUGUCGUACAAGAACAUCAGUUUCACCGUGUGGGACGUCGGCGGUCAGGACAAGAUCCGGCCGCUGUGGAGGCAUUACUUCCAGAACACCGACGGCAUCAUCUUCGUGGUGGACAGCAACGACCGGGAGCGCGUCGGAGAGGCGAAGGACGAGCUGAUGCGAAUGCUGGCGGAGGACGAGCUGGACGGCGCGGUGCUGCUCGUGUUUGCCAACAAACAGGACCUUCCCAACGCCAUGAACGCAGCCGAGGUCACAGAGCAGCUGGGUCUGCAAACCCUGCGCAGCCGCUCCUGGUACAUCCAGGCCACGUGCGCCACGGGUGGCAACGGCCUCUACGAGGGCCUCGACUGGCUCUCCACCCAUCUCAAGAAAGGCAAAUGAUCCGGCCCUGUCAUUUGCGGAUGAUGACAUCAUCCCGGCCCGUCACCGCCGUCCGCAGCGUGACAGUAGACUGCACUGAUCCUGGUCUCCUUCUCUCCUUUCCUCUCUUUCCUCUCUGAAGCCUUUCACCUUUUUUGGCCAGUGCUCCCCGGCGUCAGCGUCCUGUGGGAGUGUGUGCUUUUGGACGGGUGGACGUGAGAGAGGGAGCAGCCGAUGUUGCGGUAACUUUCACGCACCUUAUUCCAGAGCCGCCGGUCUCCACAAAGGAAGGAGCGACCCGGGAGGUCGAGUCCCGUUUCACUCGGGUUUUACGUCUGCUCGUCACGCCCCAGAUUCUUUUGAAAAUUCCGCUUUUUGGGGCAUUUAAGUUACGACCGUUGCAGUGAACUCUAGAUGCUUUAUACUCUAUAUUUUACCCCAUUCCAUAAAAAAAAUUCUCCAGCUUUUAAAUACCCCCCCCCCCCCUGAAAGUCAUCCCUCUUUUAUAACUGUAUACUUUUUUUUUUCCUUCCUCGUGUGGCCUUGUGUUUUAUACAAAGUUCCACCCCGAAAGGCAACAAACGAGUGUAUGUUUACAUGUGUGGAGGCGCGUCCUCGCGGUGCUCUGCGGGUUUCAGCUUCAUCCAAACGGAGUUUUUCUGAUGUACUGGUCGUCUUGUUUUCUAGUGUCUGUAGUUCUUUGAUUCUGAUUUAUUAAAGUUUUUUUUUUUUUUUAAAUGUUACUGCUGACGCGCACUGGUUUACUUUCGGGUGUGCAGUCCUUUUGAGGCGCUGUGAUCGAUGGAGCAGUCGAGGCGGCGAAGUGUUCGCUCCGUACGAUCCGAGGUGUUUUUACCCCCGCAUGCGGCGAGGCGAGGGCGCGUCCCCCGCUCUUAUUUAUAUUAUGUAACUUUAUUUUGCGCAACAACGGGCCGAUGGGAAGACGGCGGCUAAUCCAUCAGCCAUUGCAGCGACUCCUGUGGACAACAACUCCUCCCAUAGUUCGACUAAUACAUUUAUUAUAAAUGUCUUGACAGAUAAUCCUUUUAAAUUAAUUUAUAGUUAGUUAUAAGUAAAACAAUUCUAAUAAUAAAAGAAAGAAACGUGACAUUGGGGGUCAAUGCAUUUUUAAUUUAGGAAAAUACUUUUGUCACUGUGCAGAUACACCAAAACUUGGAUUAUCAUAAUUUAAAGAGUGAAAUUCUAUAUAUAUUUUAUUUUGCUAAACUGUCAGCAUGUUAAAAUUUGAGUUUAGGUUCAAUCCGUCAUCCUUUCUUUUCUUAAUGUUGUCGACAUCAAAAAUGGGAGUUUCCUUCUCAGUAAAUCUGGUAAAACAACCCACACCUGUCCUCAUCUGAUGUUUCCAAUAAGAUCUCUGUCUUUGUUAUAUCGAUUAAUCCACCGUCACAUUGCAAUUGUUCAUGAGAACGUUUGUUUUGAAGUGAGAAGAUGAUCUGGCAGCACCUGUAGCUUCAAAAGUUGAGUAUUUACAUUUCGUCAUCCCCUCAGUCUUCAUUUCAUUCUUCUAGUUUCCUCUGGUGAACUCACUGUGAUCAUUAGUUUCUCUGAGGUUAAUUCCAGCAGUAACAUCAGUCAUUCUGCUUCGCCCGUGCAAAACCAAAGGGAAGAUGUUCUAAGUAUGUCAAACAAUUAAAGAUUCACAAAGGA
Messenger RNA from Pseudoliparis swirei, 2260 nucleotides. It is a transcript of the gene arf2a, whose product is annotated as ADP-ribosylation factor 2a. The record is from RefSeq and is a predicted model, not a curated record. Gene Ontology annotation, cellular component: cytoplasm; plasma membrane. Gene Ontology annotation, biological process: vesicle-mediated transport; intracellular protein transport. The transcript is spliced from 5 exons. The coding region runs from base 71 to 613 and encodes 180 amino acids. Lineage: Eukaryota; Metazoa; Chordata; Actinopteri; Perciformes; Liparidae. Gene Ontology annotation, molecular function: GTPase activity; GTP binding.